AUGCGGUGUUUCGAUAGAGCCAAGAUAUAUGUUAGAUCCAGAGAUGGAGGGAAUGGUGUGGUGGCGUUUAGGAGAGAAAAGUUUGUUCGUUUUGGAGGACCUUCAGGUGGAGAUGGAGGAAGAGGUGGGAAUGGGUAUGUAGAGGUUGAUGGGUCUAUGAAUUCGUUAUUGCCGUUUCGUAAGACUGUGCAUUUCAUGGCGGGACGUGUGGAAAAUGGGAGAGGGAAGAUGCAGAGUGGAGCUAAAGGAGAUAUUGUUGUCAUGAAAGUGGCUCCUGGGGCAUUGUUGUUUCCUGGAGGGAGGGAUGGACGCGGGAAUGCUUCGUUUAAGUUUAAGUCGGGGAUGAAUAAAGUUCCUAGGAUUGCUGAAAAUGGUGAAGAAGGUCCUGAAAUGUAA
Molecule: messenger RNA, 396 nt
Organism: Arabidopsis lyrata subsp. lyrata
Lineage: Eukaryota; Viridiplantae; Streptophyta; Magnoliopsida; Brassicales; Brassicaceae
Product: GTP-binding protein OBGC, chloroplastic-like
Exons: 2
Coding region: 1-396 (131 amino acids)
Cellular component (GO): mitochondrion
Molecular function (GO): GTPase activity; GTP binding
Source: RefSeq, a predicted model, not a curated record